Messenger RNA from Elephantulus edwardii (Cape elephant shrew), 3489 nucleotides. RefSeq lists its product as uncharacterized. The record is from RefSeq and is a predicted model, not a curated record. Gene Ontology annotation, molecular function: RNA polymerase II cis-regulatory region sequence-specific DNA binding; DNA-binding transcription factor activity, RNA polymerase II-specific. The transcript is spliced from 13 exons. Lineage: Eukaryota; Metazoa; Chordata; Mammalia; Macroscelidea; Macroscelididae. Bases 1 to 3489 code for a protein of 1162 amino acids. Gene Ontology annotation, biological process: regulation of transcription by RNA polymerase II.
AUGGUGGAAAUGCUGUGGGUGACAUUUCUCAGCGAUCAUGGUACCUUUCAGCCUUACCCUCGCUCACGUCGCUCGACUCGCCAGACCGAAGGGGAAGCAGCCCCCUCCGAGGCGCGCUGGCCGCGAGAUGAGGCUGCCAGCCCCCCUUGGCACCCGUGCCGUCCUCGGCGUCGCCGAGCUGCCGGAACUCUGCGGCUGGGGAAGCGGCAGUCGGUGGAAGACGCGCUGAGACACCGCACGGCCGCAGCCGGCGCAGGCCUCGGAAAGCCAGGCCGCGUCCUGCGCUCGGCGCGGGAGAAGGGGCGGGAGCAGACUCUGCUGCUAUCCCCGCCGCCGAAAGCUCCCGUUAGAAACAGCACGGAGCACCUGGAGGCGCCACAGUGUGGGAGCCCGGCCUCGGGGACGCGCGCGCGCUCGCCGAUCGCGUGGACGUGGGCUGGGCGGAAGCGGCGGGAACCCCACGCCCCAGGCAGCGCCGCCGUCACCUCGGGCGCCUACCGGGGGGACCCAUCCUCCGUCAAGAUGGUCCAGAGCGACUUCAUGCAGGGGGCCAUGGCCGCCAGCAACGGCGGCCAUAUGCUGAGCCACGCGCACCAGUGGGUCACGGCCCUGCCCCACUUUCACCCUAACAGGAGCUGGACAAAAUCCUCCAUAAAAUCGGCGCAUCUACUGUUAACCUCCAGGGGGCGCUCGCGAGUCCGCCCCGCACAGGCCCCGCCGCCGGAGGCCGCGAGCGCGGAGGAGGGGCCGGCGGCGGACCGCGCAGCAGCUGGGUUCCCUCCGCGCCUCGCGACGAGGAACCGCGCAAGGGCGUCGGAAAGUUUCCUAACACUUGUGGGAAGAAGGCGGAUGAAGUGCAAACCUUACUUCGAGGCUGGGAAUAGCUCGAAAGUGCCAGAAGUGUCACCACGCAAUCGAGCUUUGGCCCCUUCUUCCCCAGAAGUUCCCCCAAACGCAUGUCAUUUCCCUGGCCGAUGGAUCAGAGUCCGCCUAGGAAAGGGCUCCACGGAACAGGGAGCCCUGGGCUCCGGGAGGAAGAGAUUCCAGGGAUCGCUGCAGACACUGCGCCGGCCGCCCCUGCCGGGCUCCCUGGGGUUCUCCGAACCCCCGCAGGGAGCACCCCUAUGCUGCCUUGCGAGGGAGAACGUGCGCCAAGAACACAGUUCAGGUCCUCGCACUGCACCGAGGAACGCAGAGCCUAGGGCCCUGGGCUGGGAUGCGGGCCUGCCAGGCUGUGCGCACUCGGGGAUGCUCCGGGGAGGAGAGCCGAGCCGGGGUGCGCGUGUCUGUGCCUGUGUGCCUGGCCGCCCACUGCUGCUUCUGUUGCGCAGGGGGUCUGCCUCUUUGUCCCCUGCCACAGGCCUCCGCGGUGACAGUCUGCGCGCUGCCCACGUCGCCCCCACACCUGGGGCGCGGGGCCGAGGGGCGAGCGCGUCCGCAGCGCCCCCCGCGGCCCCUGAAGCGCCUCCAGAGUGGAUCACUGGAGCAAACGCGGCUCCGACCACGAGCGCCCCGCAGCUGCCAAACCUCGGCCCAGAAACCUGGAACGGGGGACCCAGCUCAACGGCUUUCCACAGACAGACAGACAAUACAAAUCCGCAGACGCGAGGACGGGGAGCCGCGUCCGGGCCCUGCUGCCAGCCCAGUGCCAGGCGCUUGGCUCCGGCUGCCCGCGCGCCCCCGCCCUCGGAGUUCCGUCCCCACCCGGAGGGGAGAACAGCUCAAUUACUCGGGGAGGGCGGGGACGCGGCGACCUGCGCGGGGGUCCUGCCCUCCUCCGCCGGAACAAAGCCCGCCGCGGGAGCUCGCGGCCGCGCGGGGGGCUGCGGACAAAGGCGGCCGGGCGGCGGGCUGCGCCGAGCUGCCAGCCAGGGCUCCCACCGCCCGGAGGGAAGGAGGGCCCGGAAGAUGGGGGCAGGAUCACUAAUUCGACUUCUGAAGGUCGCUCUAGGUGUUCAGAUAACUGAGAGCCCUCACAGGGCCAAGGUCCAGGUGAAAGGGAAAGAGUCAUUCACCCGGAGAGAAGGGCAGGCCGCUCCCGUUUUAAUCGGAACCCACAGGCUGCUCGCCGUCUACGUACAGGGCACGGAUGGGCGCCGAGCGCCUCUGGGGCUCGGGACCGCCGGCUGCAAGCACUGGCUGGGGGCGGCGAUCGCCGAAACCGCGCGCCUGCAGCUGGGGGUGCGGGGUGCACGCACACGCACACUCAUUAGGAACGACGUAUUUAUUGAAUGUCCGAGUUCCUCUGUGCUGCGUUUCCGCUUGGCCGCGUCCCCUCUUCUCCCGCCUACCCGGAGCACUCCCCCUCCCGUCCCCCUUAACUCUUUCAGCUGGGCCGGGGCUAAGAAAGCGUCAGUCGCCGCCAGCCCCAACCACCGCGCAAACCCUUACGAGACUGAAAAGAAAGGAAAAAAUGCACCCUCCGAGCUAAGAAUAGCAAGCAAAACCCCACCAAUAAUCACCAUCGUGAAAUUGAAAUGUCGGGCAGAUUGCUUUGCAAAUAGCUCGUGUGGCUCCGCAGACAGGCACCCUCCAAACUCGCAAGGGCACGCACGAGUCCACGCUCGUCCUGUGGGCAGAAAGGAGGAGCGGGAGCAGGAGGGCACCGAGGAAGAGUGGACCCAGCGCAGGCCCCCUCCCCACCCGGCAAGUCCCGUUGGAGCGAGCCGAGCGCGCCGGGGCUGGGGGGGAGCCACGACCCUCCUUGAAGGGGGCGGCCACGGAGUGCGCCCCGAGAAGCGAGCACCCCUCGCCAGAGCGCUGCUGCUGCUGCUUCUGCUGCUGCUGCUGACCCAGCACCACCACCACCACCACCACCACGCACACCCGCACCCGCCGCACCCGCACCACGCGCAGGGCCCCCCGCACCAUGGCGGUGCCGGCGGGGCCGGGCCCGGACUCAACAGCCACGACCCGCACUCGGACGAGGACACGCCAACCUCAGACGACCUGGAGCAGUUUGCCAAGCAGUUCAAACAGCGGCGCAUCAAGCUGGGCUUCACGCAGGCCGACGUGGGGCUGGCGCUGGGCACGCUGUAUGGCAACGUGUUCUCGCAGACCACCAUCUGCCGCUUCGAGGCCCUGCAGCUGAGCUUCAAGAACAUGUGCAAGCUCAAGCCGCUGCUGAACAAGUGGCUGGAGGAGGCGGACUCGAGCACCGGCAGCCCCACGAGCAUCGACAAGAUCGCGGCGCAGGGCCGCAAGCGCAAGAAGCGGACCUCCAUCGAGGUGAGCGUCAAGGGCGCGCUCGAGAGCCAUUUCCUCAAGUGCCCCAAGCCCUCGGCGCAGGAGAUCACCAACCUAGCCGAUAGCCUGCAGCUGGAGAAGGAGGUGGUGCGGGUCUGGUUCUGCAACCGACGCCAAAAGGAGAAGCGCAUGACACCGCCCGGGAUCCAACAGCAGACGCCCGAGGACGUGUAUUCGCAGGUCGGCACCGUGAGCGCCGACACGCCGCCGCCCCACCACGGCCUGCAGACAAGCGUACAGUGA